Messenger RNA from Cimex lectularius (bed bug), 2989 nucleotides. It is a transcript of the gene ewg, whose product is annotated as DNA-binding protein Ewg. Gene Ontology annotation, molecular function: DNA-binding transcription factor activity, RNA polymerase II-specific; RNA polymerase II cis-regulatory region sequence-specific DNA binding. The record is from RefSeq and is a predicted model, not a curated record. Gene Ontology annotation, biological process: regulation of transcription by RNA polymerase II. The transcript is spliced from 16 exons. Bases 928 to 2541 code for a protein of 537 amino acids. Lineage: Eukaryota; Metazoa; Arthropoda; Insecta; Hemiptera; Cimicidae. Gene Ontology annotation, cellular component: nucleus.
GGACGGUUCGAUGUUCCCAAAAGGAAGUCAGUUUUUUUAUUUUCAGGGUUUCAGAUCUUUUUAAGGGUUGUAAAAAGUGAUUGUUUCGAGAUAGAGACGGACCUCGUUUCACGGGAAGAGUGAUGAUAUUUAAUUUGGGUUUAUUUUUGUUGAAAAUGAGUCUCGGAUCGAUGCAGGGGCGUAAUCGAUCCGUCUCGAUGGUCGAGUCGAGACAGUUGCAAGGAGACGUACAAAAGAAGUUAGUAAAAUAUUAAAUCCGUCGACUCAUCCUCUUAAAAAAGGUGUUUUUCGCUAAUAAAAAGGGGUUUGGGCCAGUUGUGGAAAGGUCGUCGUUAAAGGGCGGUCUUUGAACGCCCUGUGCGUGCCCGUUGGCGAAACGGGUGGUCGAAAAUCGGGAGGUAAGCCUUCCUGGGCGAGUAUCGAUCCGUCUGGAGACUCUGGAGGCGAAUCCGUCUUGAGAAAGGGGCGAGUUAUGUUUAAACGGAGUCGUCGGCCGAGCUCGCUUCUCUCCUUUGGCCUCGGGCUCGAGUGAAAAGCUCCGAGUCUCGUCUUCUUAUUCGAAAUGGCUCACUCUUCACGCAGAUACAAAGCAAGAACCCAAGAUGAUAAUUAAAUGCUAGCUCAGUGCAAAAGACUAGAUGUCAGAACAGUCUUUAAUGAAAGAAGAAGAAGAAGAAGUGAAAAUGUUGGGAGAUAAAAAAUUUACAAAAAGCAAUAUCAUUUUGGUAAAAAUGUUUUGUAAUCUUUGAAUGUAAGGCAUAGUCGGUUUCAUAGUUUAAAUUCAAUUUUAAACUUGUAUUCCGGUUGCCAUUAAUUUUACAUAUCUCUAUUGUCUAAUCCCUGGCUGAAGAACAUGCAGCUGAUUUCAAAAUAACAUUCUUCACCUCCAGAAGAAUCUGUUUAUUCUUUUUUUUAGCUUUUAUCAUCAUGGUAACCCUGAUGGAAACUGGAGGCACAGAGACUCUUACGCUGACCGUCCACAGUGACGACGAUGAUGGAUGCAUGUCCUCACAUAGCUCCGAGUAUGACAACUCGGGCGACCUUAUGGCUGCUGCUAUGGGUGAUGAGGUUACAGCACAACUAGCUGCUGCAGGUUGGCCAAAACAACAUCCCGUUAUUGGGCCUGUUGGGAUGGCCGCAGCAGCAGCUAUCGUUUCGGCGAAAAAACGAAAACGACCUCACACAUUUGAAACAAACCCAUCUAUAAGAAAACGACAACAAAACAGACUACUUCGUAAGCUUCGACAAACUAUUGAUGAGUUUGCAACUCGAGUUGGACAGCAAGCAGUUGUAUUAGUAGCUACGCCAGGGAAACCUACAAACAGUUUCAAAUGUUUUGGGGCUAAACCUUUAGAAGGAGUGGUUAAAAAUUUAAAGACAGUGAUUAUUGAUGAGUUAGAAUCUGCCUUAGCCCAACAAGCACCUCCACCCGUUCAAGAAGACCCAUCCUUAUAUGAGUUACCACCAUUAAUUAUCGAUGGCAUACCUACACCAGUUGAAAAAAUGACUCAGGCACAACUUCGAGCAUUCAUCCCGCUUAUGUUAAAAUAUUCCACAGGUCGGGGCAAACCCGGUUGGGGAAGAGAAAGCACUAGACCCCCUUGGUGGCCUAAAGAACUUCCAUGGGCAAAUGUUAGAAUGGAUGCUAGAUCAGAGCUUGAAAAGCAGAAAAUUUCAUGGACACAUGCUCUUCGCCAAAUUGUUAUCAAUUGCUAUAAAUUUCAUGGGAGAGAGGAUCUGUUACCGGCAUUUUCUGAGGAGGAAGAAGAAAAAAGCCCUCCACCGUCUGUGGGAGUAUUGAAGUUUCAUAGUAGUCAAAAGAAUUCUCAACAAAGCCCAACCCACAGCCCGCUACAAACCCAACAGGUUGCCACCCAGUAUGCUCCGGCAGUGCUUCAAACCAUUAGUAAUCCUGAUGGGACUGUUUCAAUUAUUCAAGUCGAUCCGAACAAUCCCAUUAUUACAUUACCAGAUGGAACAACGGCACAUGUUCAAGGAGUUGCUACUAUACAUACGGGGCAAGGAGAAGGAACAGUCCAUACUGUUCAGACUUUGACUGAAGUCAACGGGCAGGGAGAAAGUGUGGCAGUUGACUUGAACAAUGUAACCGAGGAUACCCUCAAUCAAGACGGACAGUUGAUAUUGACCGGUGAAGACGGCCAUGGUUACCCUGUCUCCGUGUCUGGAAUGAUUACAGUUCCCGUCUCCGCCUCGAUGUACCAAACUGUUGUUGCGAAUAUUCAGCAGAUUCACACACAAAAUGACGGCACUAUACAAGUCGUAACACCGAUGGUUCAUGUGCCUAAAGUGGAACCCGGAUCGACUAACCAAAGUGGCGAAGUGGAAGCGCUUACAGUUGGCGCUCACCAAAUAGUCGCCAUGUCGACAAACGGCUCGGAACCCCAGGUGCUUCAAGUCCUCUCUCUCAAAGAUGCCGCUGCUUUGACAAAGGCGUUAUCACAACAACCGACAGAAAUUAAAUCUGAAGAGCCUACCAUCACUGAGUUGAAAAACAGAUUAUUUAGGAGACAUUCAGAUUGAACAGAGCCAACGGGUAAGUUUGACUGAUGACUUGUACCUUGUAACGUUGUGUAAGUUUUAUGUAGUGUAAUUAGAAACCAAAGUUGUAGAUUUGAAGAUUAGAAAUUUUUUUGUUUUUUUAAAUAACAUAAUGGUAUAUAGUAUGUAGAUCUUAACUUAUUUCAUCAUGAUUAUAAUGAUCAUCCCAGAUAAUGCUGGGCAUCUAUUCUUACUCUAUCGCUUAGACGGCAGCUUUUGUCUCAUUCCAGUAGAAAAAUUUCAUCAUUAAAAAAAAAAAAAAAAAAAACUAAGCGUCCAGUAAGAAAAGGUGUGGAGAGUAUGAUCACGGACAAACUGCCGACAAGUAUUCCAUACUUGCAGGUAUUAAAACACAAUGUACAAUUUUAUUAAGUCACAGACUAAAAGUAUGCAAUUUAUUUUGUGCCAAAUAAAGGAUUUUUUUAUGAAA